GUAGAAUCCUUUUCUAUAAAACAAACCAUCGAAUGCUAAACGACACCACCCACCAAAGAAGGGUUUAUUACCAGUUCGUUUCAACUUCUUAAAAUUCAAUUCAACCAUCUUCACCGCAGUCGUUUGUUCAUCUCCCUUGACAGGUCACUUUUCAAAGUUCAAAAAUCCUUCAUUGAUCAUGCCGUGAUGCUCCAUUGAUUAACUGGAGUUUCGCCCGAUUAUUUUGGGCGAAUUUCAUAAGUGCGCCUGGAUCAUCAGACCUGCACUGGUUUGUGUGUGUGUGAUCGAACGGUUAAAACCUGGUCCCGUUAUUUUGUCUAUUUUUCCUUUUGGUACUUUUUACGGGGUUUAUGUACCUUAAUGAAAUAAAAUAAAAGAUUAGUUAAACAAAAAUAUAUAAUUAAAGCAUUGGAGAAGGUGUAGAAAGAUUUUCUUAGUUGAUGUUUAAGAAUGAGUUUUAAAAUAGUAUCCAAUUAGGUGUCACAUGUUACUUGAGAUGGGCCGGGCCGGGCCGUUAGAUGACCGUAAACUCCAAUCACAAAUUUAAUUAUGGUUUAGGAUCUGAUGAUGUAAAUGAUGAAUUAAAAUAUUGAUCUUCCAGUCACAUUCUUGUUUCAUGAUCUUGCCUGUUGAGUUAGUGUUUUUUGAAUUUUGCUCUCAAUACAGUAACUCUUGUGCUACCGUUCGUAGGCACAUAGAUUGUAAGAUCAUAAGAAGGCUUCUUUGUAGGUGACAAAUUGAACCACAUUGACGGCAAGGAUGGCUCGUCGGGGCAUAGCAGAUGAUGAGAGUGCAAAAAAAUCAGACAAGAUGCCUAAGAAGGGUCGAUUUAUUAAAAUCAUGUUUGGCUUUGAUUUCUCAAACUAUUUGCCCCUGCCUCCCAAAUUCGUUCACUCAGUGGAACACUUGGCGGAUCAAGAAAUUCAAAUUGAGGACUGGAACGGGCUCCAGUGGUCUGUUAAACUCGAACAAGUGGAUGGCUCACUUGCAUUGAACGAGGGUUGGAACAAAUUCUUUUUGGAUCACAGCCUGAAAGAAGGAUACAUAUUGGUGUUUGAGUAUGCAGUUGACGGUCAUUUCACGGUGUAUAUAUUCGGGCAGACUGCUGUUGAGAUUACUGACUUCGACAAUGUGGGCCCCAAGAACAGAAAGCGGGUCAAAACGAACCUGGAUCCGGUUUCCCCGGACAAUCCAUUGUUAAAAAACAAUGUGCAGCCGAGGGAAAAGUCGGGACCGAAUGACUCUGUACUCCACAGAUCAAAAACCGGAAAUUGCAAAACUCGCCCUAAGGAGACAGAUGGCAACGUGAUGAGGCCAAGUUGCGAGUUACCUACUGCAGGCGCGGAGGAUAAGAUUGGCAUGGUCAAUAAAGAUACCGAAAGCUAUGGACGAAAAGAGAGGGACUUUUUGAACGACACAUGUUUUGAGACGGGGAAGAAAACUCCCGCCGAAUGUGUCACUAGAAUUACUGACAAGAUUAACACAAAUGCGGAUGGUAACAACACUCAAGUAAAUGCGAGUCGUACGGAUGGGGUAAAUGGAUGUUCUAAUGAUGCUGACAGGUUCGUUAAAAAGGAUUUGGAUAUUAGUGCAGGCCCUUCUCAUACUGGGAAGAAGAAAGUGGAUGUUAACAGGAAUGUCAGUGAGAAAUUUACCGGCACAGUUGAGAAGGCUCCGGAAAGAAAGAGAUCCCCUUCUCGUGGUGUAAAAACAGAUGUUGCUAAAAUGAAGAGGAAUGGUACUCAAAUGGAUGGAGAUCAUGUGGAAAAGAUCAACAGUGGUUCUAGUGAUAUUUUAGCUGAUAAGAACCGUGUUACUCUUUCCGAUAAAGGUAACCUCAGCGGGAAAGUGCGGGAAGACACUUCAAAUCCUCCGAAUGACCGUUCUGAGAGGGGAAUUGCUGGAAAACGCAAAUGUCCUGAAUCUACGCUUCCGAGUGAAGAGGGUAAACGGCGUUUAAAACAGGAGCAGGUUGGACCUAAAGGAAAAGCGCCAAUUACAAGGCAAAAUGAUCAAAUGCUUUUUCCUCCGGUAAAAGCUGAACCAGAUCUGGCGGAUGAGGCAGUGCCAUCGAGUGGUAUAAGUCCGUUUACCGCAAAAGUCGAGAACAAAUCAUAUCUGGAGUUGCCUGUAAAAAUUCCAUCAGUAAAGAGAGAUAGUGGCCGAGGAAAGGUUGUGUACAUCAGAGACUCGUUUGGAAAGAUCUGGCCAAUGAUUAACCCUAAUAAACUAUUUAUGGAAGCAUUGGUUGGCAACUGGGCCAGAUUUUGUGAAACAAACGGCAUAAAGCCAGGGGAUGAGUGCAGGUUCCAACUUGAAAACGAGAAGUUGUGCUGUUAUAGAGUUGAUGUUAUUCACAAGUGAUGAAUGCAAGUUAUGCAGGUUUGCAAAGAUGAAUCCAGGCUUUAGAGUUUUUGUUGUUUAUCGUUAUCAAAGGUUGGUAACAUAUUUGCUGUAAUCGGGAGAUCUCUUGUGCUGAGGUCCAAGGGGAAGAGCCUCUUUUGUGUAAGUUGGUGUGAUCGUGCUUGAAAUGACGAAUCUCGUCCAUCUCUCUCCUUCUCUCUUUGAUGAUUUUUGUUGGUGUUGCUUCAUUUGUUUUGGUAGUAUUUUGUAUGAAAAUACUAACAGCUGAUUAACAUUUUCCUUGUUUUGUUUCUGUUUCACUCUGUUCAUUCAAAAUCAUUCAUAUGCAAUUGGAAACUAAUGAAAACUAGUGGAAUGGAGGAUUUGAUAAUUGACUAUAUUGAUGGUUCCAAGUAUAUUCCACUUAA
This is a messenger RNA of Striga asiatica, 2771 nucleotides long. The record is from the annotation of a GenBank genome assembly. NCBI's taxonomy places the organism in Eukaryota, Viridiplantae, Streptophyta, Magnoliopsida, Lamiales, Orobanchaceae.